GAUGAGCAGGCUUCGCCUGAGAAUGAUACCGCAGAGCCCACCAAGGAGGAGAAGGAAAGUUGUGAAUCUUUGGCGGUAAAGGAGCCACCAGGGAUCCAUCGGAACCUCACGUACAGGAAAGUACUUUCAAGAUUUCACCUGACGGUGGCCUAGCUCUCGAGGCGGAAAUGGGCGAAGUGCAGACGGAAAAGCCAACUUUAAGUGAUGUAGUAAAUGUCAUGGAGCGGGUGUUGGGUGUUCUCCAGGACUCGACAAUUGCCUUGAAAGGUGGUAAGGAUGACCGCUCUCGUUUCUGGGGAGUAUACAAAAGAAUCGCGGAGGAACACGACAGCGAAUUCCUUGAGCGAUACAACGGCGACAUGGAUAUCGUGUUGGUCUUCUCCGGUCUUUUCUCUGCUGUCAGCACGUCUUUUAUCGUAGCCAUGGAGUAUAAGCUCAGUCCUGACCCUACCGACACCACCAAUGCCCUUCUCACGCAGCUCGUCCAAAUCGGACUUGGCAACAUCGCUGCAGCGGGCUCUACCCCCGCAACGCCAGCAUCUACGUUUUCGCUGGCACUCUCGGAUAUAAGAAUCCAAAUGAUCGCAUAUGCAAGCUUGUGCAUGAGUUUACUUGCUGCGUUCGGGGCCGUACUAGGCAAACAGUGGCUCGGGUACUACAAGUCGAACAGAUAUGGCCGCGGGUUGCAGGAGGAAUGAGGGAAGCGCAGACAAGAAAAAUUUGACGGCAUCAUCACAUGGUACUUUGAUGCUGUCGUGCAAUCGUUUCCGAUCCUACUUCAGAUCUCCCUUCUUCUCUUU
This is a messenger RNA of Suillus paluster, 800 nucleotides long. RefSeq lists its product as uncharacterized. The transcript is spliced from 6 exons. The record is from RefSeq and is a predicted model, not a curated record. The coding region runs from base 168 to 698 and encodes 176 amino acids. NCBI's taxonomy places the organism in Eukaryota, Fungi, Basidiomycota, Agaricomycetes, Boletales, Suillaceae.